UCCAUUGUUCAUUAUAAAUAAUUGUUACACUUUGUUUCUGAUUGCAAACACAACACUAUUAUAACUGUAAUCAUAACGGCUGUAUAAAUAGUACACUACCCAAUACUACACAACUGAAACCGCACCACUUCAUUUGUGCUCUUAUCCCUUUUUCUCUUCUGUAUUAACAUGGCAUACCUGAACCACACAACCUCGGUUUCUCCUCCUAAAACUGAACAUGAAGCUGAGGAAGAGCAUCCUAAGAGUCAUGGUUCCUUCCCUUCUUGGCCUCAUCACAUAGAGAAAGUUUUUCCCAUUUAUGCCAUGGGAAUUCCCAACUCUGUCUUGGAUUCUUCACUUCACCAUUUGGAUUGUCCUGAUCCUAUUUGGGAGGCUGUAAGAGAAGAAGCAGAUUUGGAGGCUCAAAGGGAGCCAAUUUUAAGUAGCUUCUUCUAUGCAACUAUUCUAUCACAUGAUUGCUUAGAGCAAGCAUUGGCUUUUGUUCUUGCCAAUCGUCUCCAAAAUCCUACUAUUUUGGCAACUCAGCUGAUGGAUAUAUUUUGUAAUGUGAUGAAGCAUGACAAAGGUAUCCAGCAAUCUAUUCGCUUGGAUAUCCAGGCAUUUAAAGAUCGGGAUCCAGCUUGUUUGUCAUAUUGCUCAGUUCUUUUAUAUGCGAAGGGUUACCAUUCUUUGCAAGUAUAUCGAGUAGCUCAUGCUUUGUGGGACCAGGGACGCAAAGUCUUGGCCUUGGCUUUGCAUAGUCUAGUUAACGAGGCUUUUGGAGUUGAUAUACAUCCUGGUGUUGUUAUUGGUGAAACUACUGUUGUUGGAAACCGAGUUUCACUUAUGCAAGGUGUAACUUUAGGAGGCACGGGAAAGGAAAUAGGUAAUCGCCAUCCCAAAGUUGCCGAAGGUGUGCUAAUUGGAGCUCAUGCAACUAUACUUGGAAAUAUAGUAAUUGGUGAAUGCGUGAUGAUAGCUGCUGGCUCCCUUGUGUUAAAAGAGGUCCCUCCUCACAGCAUUGUGGCAGGUGUGCCAGCAAAGGUUAUUGGACGACUGCAUGAGCAUUAUCCAUCUUUAACCAUGAAGCAAGAUGAGAACAAGCAUCUCUCAAGCGAGUUUUUCAACAAACUAACAGAGAUGAAGUCGCAGAAAUUAAACGUAAAUUGAGGUACCGAGAAAAGUAAAGAGACGAGGGAAGAGAAGUGCAAAUAGUGAAUUAUAAUUGGUUGAGCCACUAAUGUCACCUGAGAUUUUUCACCAAAAAUUUCAAGCUUCAAUAAGUGCUUGGUACAUUUACAACUUUGGAGCACAACUCAGACAUGGGAAGUCACAUCCUUAGUAUUUGUGUCUUACAAAAAAGGAUUCCUCAAUCUUUACACUUCUUAAGGAUACAUUAUCCUCUUCUAAUAAAUUUCGAAGAAGGUGGCAUUUGAGUU
Abrus precatorius (Indian licorice) is the source of this 1418-nucleotide messenger RNA. RefSeq names its product serine acetyltransferase 2-like. The transcript is spliced from 9 exons. Gene Ontology annotation, molecular function: L-serine O-acetyltransferase activity. Gene Ontology annotation, cellular component: cytoplasm; cytosol. NCBI's taxonomy places the organism in Eukaryota, Viridiplantae, Streptophyta, Magnoliopsida, Fabales, Fabaceae. The record is from RefSeq and is a predicted model, not a curated record. The coding region runs from base 169 to 1149 and encodes 326 amino acids.